CGCAGAGGUAGCAGCGGAUGUUUACUGCGGCUGAGGUCCGUCCGAAGCGACAGAAGCGUCUGAAGAACUGCUCUCCGAGACUCAAUCCGAGGGCUGCUGAGCGCCGAGCCUUGCUUGGCUGUGACCUUGAACAUGGGCGGUGCUGUGAGUGCUGGGGAGGACAACGAUGAGCUCAUCGAUAACUUGAAGGAAGCCCAGUACAUCCGGACGGACUUAGUAGAGCAGGCUUUCCGCGCUAUUGAUCGAGCAGAUUAUUAUCUUGAAGAAUUUAAAGAAAAUGCAUACAAAGACUUGGCAUGGAAACAUGGAAAUAUUCAUCUCUCAGCCCCGUGCAUUUACUCGGAGGUGAUGGAGGCUCUGGAUCUGCAGCCUGGGCUCUCAUUUCUGAAUUUGGGCAGUGGUACUGGCUACCUCAGCUCCAUGGUGGGGCUCAUUCUAGGUGAGUGUGGAUACAGAGCUUUAGUCCCCUCUGCCUUAGGACAACGUGGUUAUCACUUUAGUUAUGUACUUAUUACAACAACAUAUGUAGUUACAGAAAACUUUUUUUCUUUCAGAUUUGACUUCUGUGAACCUUCCUUUGUAACUGGAAAUUGCCUGGAGAUUGCUCCAGAUUGUUGUCAGUAUGAUCGUGUUUAUUGUGGGGCUGGUGUGCAGAAAGAACAUGAAGAGUACAUGAAAAAUCUUCUCAAAGUUGGAGGCAUCCUUGUCAUGCCCUUGGAAGAGAAGUUGACCAAGAUAACACGCACAGGCCCUUCUGCUUGGGAGACAAAAAAGAUUCUGGCUGUUUCCUUUGCCCCUCUGGUCCAGCCUUGCCGUUCGGAAUCAGGACAGCCCAGACUUGUCCAGCUACCACCACCAGCCGUGCGCAGCCUACAGGACCUGGCCCGGCUUGCUAUCCGUGGCAGCAUCAAGAGGGCUAUGCGACAGGAAGCCACAAGAGGAGGUGGCCUGAAGAACACACCUAUGUUUAAAAGAAGGCGAGUCCGUCGCCGCAGAAUGGAGACCAUUGUCUUUUUGGACAAAGAGGUUUUUGCCAGUCGAAUUUCCAACCCCUCUGAUGACACCAGCUGUGAGGAUGCAGAGGAGGAUCGGCGGGAAGUGGCAGAGAGGACCUUACAAGAGACCAAGCCUGAGCCACCAGUGAACUUCCUUCGUCAGAGGGUAUUGCGCCUCCCAUUGCCUGAUCCCCUGAAGUACUACCUGCUGUAUUACAGGGAAAAGUGAGCUGUGGGAGAGUGGGACCAGGAUACCCAGAGGAAACUGCUGGCCAGGUACAUGUCUUUUCCCUUUCUUGGUUCCUGUCUGUGCUCUAAAACUUCCCAUGUAAUGGUGUGAUUUAUUUAAGUACAGUCUAACAAGAAACUGCAUAGAAUUAUUUUCUUUGGGGGUGGGGNGGGGUGUGCAUCUUUUUGGCUCUACUGUAACUUGAACUCAUUGGGAACUGCAUGAUGUCUGCUCCUUAUAGAGGCAAGCUUUCACAUUGAGACUUGAAUUAAAUUUGAUUGGAUCCUGUGUGAGGCAAGGGGCAAGUCUGUAAAGGUGUGACACACCACCACGCAAAUUUCAUGUGAUGGUUCUAUUGCUGGCCUCUGACUUUUGCCUUUUUCUAUGCUCAGAAAUGUUGAAAAUCCUCCCUUAUUUAAAUCAAACUAAUCAAAUAUUAUGUGAAAUGUCAUCCAUAAUUUUUUAAAGAAAAAGAAAAUGAGAUGCAGAAGGAGGAAUAAUGUAUAGAAAUGCCAGAUAUCUUUCAGGAAUUUCCAAAGACUUGCAAGCAGUCGAUCCUCCCCUGAUUCCUUCUGAUGCUUUAUAGGAACCACCAUCAAGUGAUCUCUUUUUCUGAGAGGAAAAGUUUUUCCUGAACCAUCGCAGUGAUUCAUGAGUCAGUUCUAAGGUAUCUACAUGAGAAUUUUCUGUGCAGGUGGAGAGACUGCAGUGUCACAGAACGCCCGUGCUUCUUGACUUCUUUGGUCAUAUUAGAGUACUGGGUCAUAGAUUUUUAUCUUUUAUAAUUCUGGAGAAAAAAAUUGUUAGUUUUGUAAGUUUUCUUAAGAACAGAUAUAUGUAUUUUAAUAGCUCCAUUGCAUUAGAGCAGUUUAACUUAGUGACAUGUGAAAUCUGUUAUCUCCAGGCCAUAGGUGUUGAGAACUAUCAAGUUUAAAAAAAGGG
Messenger RNA from Mus caroli (Ryukyu mouse), 2166 nucleotides. The record is from RefSeq and is a predicted model, not a curated record. Lineage: Eukaryota; Metazoa; Chordata; Mammalia; Rodentia; Muridae.